Sinocyclocheilus anshuiensis is the source of this 1512-nucleotide messenger RNA. Its product is annotated as zinc transporter 8-like. Gene Ontology annotation, cellular component: plasma membrane. Bases 138 to 1307 code for a protein of 389 amino acids. Gene Ontology annotation, biological process: zinc ion transmembrane transport; insulin secretion; response to glucose. NCBI's taxonomy places the organism in Eukaryota, Metazoa, Chordata, Actinopteri, Cypriniformes, Cyprinidae. Gene Ontology annotation, molecular function: zinc ion transmembrane transporter activity. The record is from RefSeq and is a predicted model, not a curated record. The transcript has 8 exons.
AAGAUGAUGCAGGCACUGUGACAGGAAGAGUUUAACGCCUUUUUUAUGAUUUAUUGUCGUUAUUUUAGCAUUUCAGAUAGGAAUAACCCAUAUUUUAAACGUUUGAUAAAUAAGUGAAGUGAAGGAAAACUAAAACCAUGGUCAAAAAUGAUCCAGAAAAGAUCCGUUUUGCCUUGGACAACGGCGCAAAAAUGUACACCAUCACGUCGGAAAGUAUGUCCUCAGGUGAGAUGAAGGAUAGUAAGCACUGUCACGAUAACAGCCGUGCCCUGGAGGACCGAGAGCGUGAAAAAAAGCUUGCCAAGAAACGCCUAUACAUUGUUUCAGUAGUGUGUCUGGUCUUCAUGGUGGGCGAGAUCUUAGGUGGGUAUUUUGCUGGGAGUCUGGCAGUGAUGACAGAUGCCGCACACCUGCUCGUGGACCUCACCAGCUUCAUCAUCAGUUUGUGCUCGUUGUGGCUGUCGUCCAGACCUGCUACACACACUCUCAAUUAUGGCUGGCAUCGAUCAGAAAUCUUGGGUGCUCUGCUAUCUGUCUUCACCAUUUGGCUGGUGACUGGUGUGCUGGUGUAUCUGGCAGUGGAACGGCUCAUUCAUGAUGACUUCACUAUUGAGGGCACAGUCAUGCUCAUUACUUCUGGCUGUGCUGUACUGGCCAACAUUAUAAUGGCCUUCACUCUGCAUCAGUCAGGUCAUGGCCAUAGUCACGGUGGUCUGAGCGGUGGCCACAGCCACAGUCACGACCAUAGGAAUAAAAACGGCCACAGCAAUUCUAACGCUAAUCAUUAUGAUGUCGAGGAGCAUGGGUCUGGUAAAAGACAACAAGCUAAUGCUAGCGUCAGGGCAGCAUUUGUCCAUGUUAUUGGAGACCUUCUACAGAGUGUCAGUGUGCUUGUCAGUGCUCUCGUCAUCUUUUUUAAGCCCGAAUAUAAAAUUGCAGAUCCCAUCUGCACCUUCCUGUUUUCUCUGUUUGUCCUGGGAACCACACUCACCAUCAUGAGGGACAUUAUUAUUGUUUUAAUGGAAGGUACGCCGGCUGGUGUGAACUAUAAUGAGGUGAGGGAACAACUGCUCAGAGUAAAGGGUGUCAAAGCUGUGCACAACCUUCACAUCUGGGCCUUGACAAUGAACCAGGCUGUGCUCUCUGCUCAUGUGGCUAUAGAUGAUACCGUAGAGCCACAGGCGGUGUUGAGAGAAAUGACCCAGACCUGUUUCACCUCAUACAGUUUCCAUUCAGUAACCAUUCAACUGGAGCAUCAGGCGGACCAAAGGGCUGACUGUAGCCUCUGUCAAGACCCCACAAAGUGAAACACCCAGAGACUUUUAUAUUAAAGAAUGACCCUGGUCCAAAGGGACAAAAGAUAAUAAUUUCAUAAGUUUUAUUUUCAAAAUCAGGUCUUUUUGGAUUUCAGACACCUCUGUUCUUGUGUGUUUUUUCACUAAUUUGGAUUUAAAGGGAUGGUUACCCAAAAAUGAAAAUUUUCUAACCUGUAUGAUUGCUCUUAUUUUUUUU